CGAACACCCCCUAAUCCAAUAUCUAAGCCAAACACCCCCUAAUCCCAAUAAACCAUAGUCAUAGUGCCGGGUUCUCCAAAUUCGACCUAAAUCUGCAGUUUUGCAUAUAAGAGCGUAUCAUAUUGCAGGGUUUAGGGCUCUGCAGUCCAGAACUCGCUUGAAUACUCCCACAAAAUUGUUCAUACCGACCUAAUUUAGUCAAAAUGCAGAUUAAUGGGUGCGAUUGACUUAUACAAUGGUUUAUCUCUUUGCAUGGUCAAAUCCAGCAACGGUUUUCGCUUUUCGUCAUCAUUGAAAACAAAAACUUGUGACUUUUCAAGGAAUCAGAGGAAGUUGAAUUGCAUGGCCUCUAUUAGCGCAACGGUCGAAGAGGGAAGACAACAAUUGACUGGGGAUUCCUUCAUCAGACAUCAUCUUAGAGAAUUGUCCCCAUACCAAUCCAUAUUGCCCUUCGAGGUUUUGUCAACUCGUCUUGGUAGGAAGCCCGAGGAGAUUGUAAAAUUAGAUGCAAAUGAGAAUCCGUAUGGUCCACCUCCAGAGGUUUUCGAGGCAUUAGGAGCAAUGAAAUUUCCUUAUAUUUAUCCGGACCCUGAAAGUCGUAGACUGCGUGCUGCCCUUGCUGAGGAUUCUGGGCUUGAAUCUGAGUAUAUCCUUGUAGGCUGUGGGGCUGAUGAGCUAAUUGAUCUCAUUAUGCGGUGUGUGCUUGAUCCAGGUGACAGUAUUGUAGACUGUCCUCCAACCUUUACAAUGUAUGAAUUUGAUGCAGCUGUUAAUUGUGCACGUGUUAUAAAAGUACCUCGGAAGACAGACUUUAGUUUGGAUGUAGAAAAGAUUGCUGAAGCUGUUGAGCAUCAGAAACCAAAGAUCAUUUUUCUAACUUCUCCCAAUAAUCCUGAUGGGAGUGUGAUCAGUGAUGAUGUUCUAUUGAAGAUACUUGAUCUACCGAUACUUGUUGUCCUGGAUGAAGCAUACAUUGAAUUUUCAGGACUUGAUUCUAAGAUGCGAUGGGUCAAGCAACAUGACAAUCUUAUUGUUCUUCGCACAUUUAGCAAAAGGGCAGGGUUAGCAGGACUACGGGUGGGGUAUGGAGCAUUUCCUUUGAGCAUUAUUGAGUACCUCUGGAGGGCAAAGCAACCUUAUAAUGUCUCUGUUGCUGCUGAACUCUCUGCUUGUGCUGCAUUGCAGAAUCCCACUUAUCUGGAGAAAGUAAAAGUGGCCCUGGUAGAAGAAAGAGAGAGGCUUUAUGCGCUUUUAAAACAAGUCCCAUUUCUAAAUCCAUAUCCAAGCCAUUCCAAUUUUAUACUUUGCGAGGUCACUGCUGGAAGAGAUGCUAAGAACCUAAAGGAAGAUCUUGCAAAAAUGGGGGUGAUGAUACGUCACUACAGCAACAAAGAACUGAAGGGCUAUGUCCGUGUUUCUGUUGGUAAACCAGAUCAAACUGACGCUUUAAUGGAUUGCCUCACCCGUCUAUCUUGAUCUCUAUUAUUUUUAUUGACAUUUGUUGUUUUCUAGAAUCAAUCAGAUAAGAUGUCUGUCUGUCACAAUGUCUAGAAGAAGAAAACGCUGUAACUUGUGUUGAUUAUCACAUAUUGCACCCAUCGUCGUUUGUCAUGUAGGACAAAUGUCCUUAACUGUGAUUAAUCAGAUUGGGAGGACAUCUAUUAUGUUUU
Lactuca sativa (garden lettuce) is the source of this 1670-nucleotide messenger RNA. Its product is annotated as histidinol-phosphate aminotransferase, chloroplastic. Gene Ontology annotation, molecular function: L-histidinol-phosphate:2-oxoglutarate transaminase activity; pyridoxal phosphate binding. NCBI's taxonomy places the organism in Eukaryota, Viridiplantae, Streptophyta, Magnoliopsida, Asterales, Asteraceae. The record is from RefSeq and is a predicted model, not a curated record. Gene Ontology annotation, biological process: L-histidine biosynthetic process.